Messenger RNA from Racocetra persica, 915 nucleotides. The record is from the annotation of a GenBank genome assembly. NCBI's taxonomy places the organism in Eukaryota, Fungi, Glomeromycota, Glomeromycetes, Diversisporales, Gigasporaceae.
AUGGCUGGAAUGUCUAUAAAUGAUCAAAAUCGUUUGGGUAUGAAUAACAACAAUAAUGCAUAUAGACCACCUGAACGACCGGGACCGGGAGGUGCAACAAAUUUAAAUAAUUUAAAUAAUUUUGAUCAGAGGAACAAUCAACUCAAUCCCCAAAUAUCACAGCCUGGUCAGAAUAUUGUUGGUCAACAUCCAACGCCAGUUAAUAAUCCUGUUCAUAAUAUUGUCAAUCCAAAUCCGAACUUUAUCGGUCGAAUGCCAACUAAUCAUCCUCCAAACUUGACGCCAACACAGAACUUUCCCAGUCAAAUUCCAAAUAAUGCUCAGAACUUUGUUAGACCAAACCCAAUGCCACCUGCUAAUCCUGCUCAAAAAUUUGCAGGUCAAAAUCCAAUGCCAGGCCAAAAUCCAAUGCCAGCUAAUAAUGUGGUUCCGAACUUUGGCAAUCAAAAUACAAUGCCAGUUAAUAAUUUUACGGUUACAAAUAAUUUACCAAAUGCUCCUGGACAAUACCAAGCAUCUAAUUUUACUCAACCACCGCAACAACCAGUUGUUAAUAACUUGAUUCAAAAUGAUCGACCACGAAGUUUUCCACAGACAAAUCAAAAUCCCAUUACUCAUUUCCCUCCUAUACAAUCUGCUCCGGUUCCACAUAUAGGGAAUCAACAAUUCCCUCACGCAAGACCGCCUUUUCAAAAUGGAGGUCAACAAAUCAACAAUACAUCAUUCCUUAGUCCAAACAUCGGUCCAGGUCCAGGUAGAAAUCCAACUGUAAAUGUACAAGGGAUGAAUCCACAAAUUCAACCAAAUCUACUUAAUCAACCUAAUAUUUCUCCAAGGAUUUCUCCAAGAAUUCCUCCUCAAAAUAUUAAUCAAAAUAUGCCUACAAACGUCAUACCAAAUGUCCCAUUAAAUAGU